AGAACUAUUAGUAUUUUUUUGACCUGUAUUUUCCUCAUCUGUCUGUUUCCGUGUUUCUCUGCAGCCCUGCUAUGCUCUCCCCCUCUGUUCCCAGCCCGGUCAGACAACGCAUCAGUGAGUUGCCCAGCCUGCUAGAAAAUUGGAUUUAGGAUCUUCAAAGGGGAGCCUGCGUGUCUGCGGAGGCCACGCCCCUUACGCCUCCCCGACCCAUGACGUCAGCGCGUAGCAUGACCUGCGCCGCUCCGUCCUCCGCCGCAGAGAGACUCUCCAUCGGCCGCUCAACUGGCGUCCAACCCGGCUCGGCAGACAGCACCUUUAUCGGCAGCUCAGUCAUCAGAUAUGGACGAGGCGGCUCGGUCCUGCUCCUCCACCGCCUCCGGGAAUGAGUGCAGAUACAGGUACGACGAGUACAAGGAGACAGCUGAUUGGCUGCUGAGCCACACAGAGCAACGCCCUACGGUGGCCAUCAUCUGUGGUUCAGGUCUGGGCGGUUUGGCCGAGCUGCUGGAUGACAAGAAGGUGUUCCCAUACAAGGACAUUCCACGUUUCCCCACUAGCACUGUUCAGGGUCAUGCAGGUCAGCUGGUGUUUGGGAAGCUGCAGGGCCGCGAGUGCGUCUGCAUGCAGGGGCGAUUCCACUUCUACGAGGGCUACAACAUCCACACGGUGACAUACCCGGUGCGAGUCUUCUUCCUGCUGGGCGUGGAAACUUUGAUUGUGACAAACGCAGCAGGGGGUCUCAACGGUUCCUACAAUGUGGGCGACAUCAUGCUCAUUAAGGAUCACAUCAACAUGCCGGGCUUUGCAGGGCAGAACCCUCUGUGUGGGCACAACGAUGAGAGGUUCGGGGUACGAUUCCCCUGCAUGUCGGACGCUUACGACCGAGAUCUGAGGGCCCUGGCCAAGAAGACAGCAGAGGAGCACGGCUGCAGCAGCUUCCUGCAGGAAGGAGUUUACUGCAUGCUGGCUGGACCGACAUAUGAGACCAUUGCAGAGUGCAGAGUGCUGCAGAAGCUCGGGGCUGACGCUGUGGGUAUGAGCACCGUCCCAGAGGUGGUGGUGGCUCGUCAUUGUGGAUUGCGAGUCCUGGGUCUGUCGCUCAUCACCAACAAGGUCGUGACAGACUACGACAGCAAUGAGAAAGCAAACCAUGAAGAGGUGCUGAAGACCACCAAGCUCCGAGCUCAGGACCUCCAGCAGCUCGUCAGCCACCUCAUCACCAAGAUCUAGUAACUUCAAUUAAGAUCCGUUUGCACACAAAAAAAGAUUUCCAGCCUCACAGAUAAAUCACUGGUGACGGGAUAAUCAUAGCUUUGAAUAAAAGGUAUAAAGUACGUGGUGAGUUGUUCCAAUUGGACGGAUAGGUUAUAACUUAUUAACGGUUAACGUGGAGACUCUCAGAAGAGCUGGAAAUGUCCACAGUAUUUGAUGAACAUUGAACAAGUUAUGUGGCUAGUUUGGGUUCUAGUCAGUGCUAUCACAAGAGCUUUGCAAAGCAGGAAAUGUUAGCUUGACUCCAGUCGACUUGGCAGCUAGCCACAACAAGCUCAUUAGCAACGAGUCUGACAAUGAUUGUUUGUUUUUAUGUGUUUAGAUUUAGGCAGUUUUUGACUUCUAGUCCAGUCCCUUGGGUUCUGUAAUGCUAAUUAUCAGGGGAUGACCAGACCCCUUGAUAUAUCUGAAGAGGAACUUAGCACCAGACUAAAGCUUGAUUUAUACUCCUGCAUUAAAUCUCUACUUUAGGUAUACCAUAGGCGACACCAUAACCUUCACCAUAGCAUGUGCUUACUAAAGUCCAACUGAUAUGACGAUAAUAUCAGCCAACGGUAAUCUAUCAUUGAUUUAUCCCUUUAGUGUACUUGUCUGAUAGACACUGAUAUGAAAGCGUUCUUUAACAGAACAUAAUAAAGAAAAAAAGAUUCUUAGGGUAAGUUAGAAGUGGUGUCAUGGCAUUGUUUGUCCAGCAGAGCGGCUCCUACUUAGCUGUUAUAUUACUCUCAGCACUGCCGGCAGCACAUGUAGCAGAGCACAUUACACCACUGAACAGAUGGUGGUGCGGAGUCAAGCUUUGAUUUUAUGUUAUGUCGCUACUGAGCUUCUGAAAUUCAUUGUUAUAAACAAUGUCCCUAUCAUUAUACGUUUCCAUAUGACCAGCAUAAAUACAAACAAUUCGGCCUAUACAUCAAUGUCAGAUUUUCUUACUCCCUAUUAGCCCCAAAAGUUCAGUACCAGUCAGGCUGUUGUGUUACAUGACUUAUUGCAAAGGUAAUGCUUCAGUUAAACAAAAUGUAGAGUAUAAAAGCCUGUACUUGUUUCUACAAUUGCAAAAGGCAGUAAUCUGUCAGUGUACCCAUGUGCUGUUUUGAUUGGCCCAAUUGGUUUUCAACGUCUUCCCUUUUAGCACAGCUGUUGUUCAACAUUUAUUGACCUCAACUCCAACAUAAUCCAUUUGGUUUUAUUUGCCAUUAAAUAAAACACAUAUAGUAACUCAACACACUGAAAUAGAAACAGUACUGCUAAUCGAUGUAGCAGCAAAGACACACCAGUGCACACUGACAAAUGUCACUCAGGCUACAGCUUAAGCUCUGAGUAGAUUUAACCCAGGAGUAUAAAUCAAUCUUUAGAAAACAUUUUUUAUGGACAUUUUGACGUACGUUUCAUCCAGGUUUCACUGUUGGCUGCACCCAUGUCCGGUGGUGAGUGCCACACCCUGUAGUAGACCUUUUUAACACCGCAGCAAAGUUAGGUUUAGCAGCAAAAUCCUGAUUUUAUUCAACAAUAAGUGGCACACGAGUGACAUCUGGAACCUGGGAAUGGAGGAAGCAGAAACUGUCUCGUAAUUACAGUUAAUGAGCAUUUCUAUAAUCUGUGUUUGACAUACCGUCUUCUGUGUAGUGUUUGCUUCGAUCUAAAUCAAGAAUCAUGGGCACUAAGAUCAUGCUCAUAUACCAUUACAUUAUUUAAUACUACAAUUACACUCUUUAUCACAGAUCAAUAACUGUAACUGGACUACGGCGGUGGGUAUUGUAUAACUGUCAGUGUGUAUUUCUAUCCUGACAGUAUAGCUGUGGGGUGCUUGGGGUUUUCCCUGUGUUGCCUGCUAUAAUCAGUGGCAGCAAAAUAAAAAUCUGGGACUGUUAUUUGUCUUAACUCUAUCAUGAAAGCAAAAGUUGAAGAUUUUACUUUAUGACUGAUAUCAAUGUCGACUGCUAAUAGGUGUACUGAGGUUCUUGUUGAUGAAGAUCUGCAUAAUGUUUUCUUACCUCAUUAUUAGAUUAUUGUCCAUCAUUUUGAUUUACUUGGCGGCCUGUAGAAUCAUCCUCUAUUGGUCAUACUUUCAUGUCUUACAUGCUACAUCUUAAUUGCCUUUAGCAGAAGCAAUGUACUGUAUACAAGCACCACCCUUGACUGCAUCCAUUUGAGAUGUAUUCAGGUGCUGCUGUGCACUUAUGGGCUCGUCUUAACAUGUCAGUGCAGCCCAUUAGCACCACACUCGCAUCCACAUGAUAAUAGCUGCUAUUUAGAGAGAAUAUAAAGCAUUCUUGGGAACCGACUGGCUCCUAACUUGUUCUUUUGUGAUUGUUAUUAGCAAUGAACAAUGAAUACCUAUUUUAGCUAAAAACCAAAGUGGUUAUAUGUGCAUUUUACUGUGAUCAAGAAUUAUUUAUUUAAAAAAAAAAUUAUUUAGAGCAUCUAUCUAACAUAUUUAUUAUGAAAAAGUAACAAAAUGGAGCUGGCUUGUCAGAUUUUAGUUUGAAAAGGCAAGUUCGAGCUGAAUCAGUUAAUGGAAAGCUCUUAGUUUUAGUGAUCUUGUACAUCAGCAGGUUUAUAUUUAGAAAUCUAAUGAAUCGCAACGGAAGCACAAUAUAAUCUAAAAGAAAUGCCAGAAGAAGUCCAAGGCUAAUCUGGUCAAGCGGCAGUGAUGUAUGAGGGUUUUUUUUCCCCAGUACUUGGUUCAGUUUUGUUUGCACACUAAAGAGACCACAACACUGUAAUAUCAGGGAGGGCUGUAAUACCUGGACCUGCAGCUUUCAAUCUCCUCUGCUCUGAUCUUGAGCCUCUUGCCAGCUUCCUUUGACCGCCUUAUUCAUUAGAGCUGGAAAAGGUCGGAGAAUGGCCAAGAUCAGCAGUUCACCUCUUAGACCAUUUGUAUCAGGCUGAGCAUCAAGAAUCUUAAAGGGGAAUUCGAAUCAGAAUGAAGCGUUCCAUCAUGAAAAUGUAAAAUCUACGGAUUGUUUGUUUUUGAAUCGUAAAAUCUCCAUAAAGCCUGACUGUAUGUACCGUGUUUUGGGCUUUUUGUUUCCAUCUUCUGUUUUCCAGUCUUCCUCAUGUGUAUUAGACUGAUGAACCUCUAUAUACUGUACACUGUGUUUAACCAUAUUUACUGUAUUCAGGUCUCAGGUUAGAAUCUAAUUCAGUUACAUAAUAAAGCAAUCAAUUUUCAUGCCAAAUGCUGCUGCUGUCAAAUAAAAACCUGCAGAUGAUA
This is a messenger RNA of Acanthochromis polyacanthus (spiny chromis), 4486 nucleotides long. RefSeq names its product purine nucleoside phosphorylase 6 (gene pnp6). Gene Ontology annotation, biological process: nucleoside metabolic process. Bases 340 to 1230 code for a protein of 296 amino acids. The transcript is spliced from 6 exons. Lineage: Eukaryota; Metazoa; Chordata; Actinopteri; Pomacentridae. The record is from RefSeq and is a predicted model, not a curated record. Gene Ontology annotation, molecular function: purine-nucleoside phosphorylase activity. Gene Ontology annotation, cellular component: cytoplasm.